Molecule: messenger RNA, 1945 nt
Organism: Anopheles funestus (African malaria mosquito)
Lineage: Eukaryota; Metazoa; Arthropoda; Insecta; Diptera; Culicidae
Product: zinc finger protein 62 homolog
Exons: 2
Coding region: 296-1837 (513 amino acids)
Cellular component (GO): nucleus
Molecular function (GO): zinc ion binding; DNA-binding transcription factor activity
Source: RefSeq, a predicted model, not a curated record
UGGAAUUGAACAACGAGACUAAUUUAUCGUUCACAAGCUCUUGAAAAUGUGAUUAACGUUAUAAAAUGAUUUUACUCUCUACUUGCCAAGCUUCUUUCCUGUGUGCGCAAUGUAAUAGAAUCGUUAUAUUAAAUAUUUAAAUUUUACGCACGUGUACGACCCGGUCAUCGAUAACGAAAGAAUGCAUUUACAACUGCUGGCAACACUGGUAGUGUUUGUUUACAUUUCUCUUCACAUCCCUCGUAUGGCACGGACGAACGGAAAAUAAAAGAGUAAAAAUAUAACAAAUUUCAACAUGGAUCGCUGUCGACUUUGUCUGGAUCGUCCAGGAGGUUCGGUGCGAAUGCACGACAAAAGAUUUUGUGGAAAUUUGGAAAGGCUCUUUCACAUGCAGUUUGCAGAAAAUGAAAGCUUCCCCGCCAAAGUGUGUGAUAUUUGCGUAGUAAAAGUUCAAGAAUUUUACACGUUUUUGGAGCUAGUUCUUCGAACCCAACAGCAAUUGAAAGCCGAACACGAUAAUGCUGGCGUUAAUCAGACGGUCGUGAAAAAUGAAAUCAAUCUACAUGAGCGUGAUUUAAGGGAGGAAGAAAAGAAAAAUCAUACGGAUGAUAACAAUGCUAACCUGACACAGCACGAGGAAUGUGCUAGUGAUAGUAAAAACGAUAUUCCGCCUUCCAUGGAGCAGAUCGCUAUGACAACUUUAAAUCAAGAAAAUCCCCAGACGCGCAGAGAAAAGGCAACAUCAGUUUUCGGUUGUGCCGACGAUACUGGCCAAGACGCUGGUGAGCAUAAUAAUGAGGGUGAUGAUCCAACGGAGACAAUUAGCAAACAUAUCGAAAACUUUGACAAAAACGAUAGAAACUCUGUAAUGCGAAAGCGAAUAGAAGACAAUAAUCGUAUCAGAGAAUUUUUCUCAAUGGUGUGCGACGUAUGUUCCAAAGAGUUUUCCACCUUUCAACGGCUACAGAUCCACUGUCGGAAGGCGCAUAACGUUCGCGGAUUCAUUGCAUGUUGUAAUCAAAAGUUUUUCCGUACGUUUAGGGUACUGGACCAUAUAGCGUUUCACGUGAAACCCGAUUCCUUUCGGUGCGAAAUGUGCCAGAAAAACUAUCGCAGCCGGUACACGCUUCGACAGCAUAAUAAAAGGCAUCAUUGUGCCGAACCAAAGGACUACCCGUUUAAAUGCGAUCAAUGUCACCAAUCGUAUGAAAAAAGUUAUCAACUCAAAUCACACAUCUUGCGUCACGUGCAGGCUCCGUGCCACCUUUGCGGCAAGAUGCUUUCGAGUGUGCAGGCCCUGCGAGUCCAUAUUAAUCACAUGCACGGUACUGACGAGAAGCAAAUCUGCGACACCUGCGGUAAAGAGUUUCGUACCAAGGCCGCCCUUGAACGGCACGUGCGUGGCCAUCUUGGGCAAACGGUGAACGAGAAGCGGCAGUGCCCUCAGUGUGGCGUGUGGGUAAAUGGGGCUCGAGGUCUUAAAAAUCACACACGCAAUGUGCAUCCGGGCAAGGAUGAAGUAUUUGAGUGUGAUAUUUGCCAGCAGCGUUGCAAAAAUGCUACCACUUUGUACCAACAUCGUAAAGGGGUACAUGCGCAGGACAAGUUUGAGUGUGAAUUUUGUGGGAAAAGGUUCAAGCGCAAGAUUUACUUGAAGGAACAUCGAGCACUGCACACCGAGCAGUCACUAUAUUCCUGCAGCGUGUGUGAUCACAAAACAAAUUCAAAUGCAAAUAUGUAUGCGCAUAUUAAGCGCAAACAUCCGAUCGAAUGGCAAGAAGCGCAAAAGCAGAAAUUAUUGGCUGCAGCUGCAUCGGCGGAGAAAUCGUUGUCAUAGUUGCGUCCGUCAUGGUAGAAAUCCGUUAUUUUGUAAAUAAGGUUUCGCCUAUUUGAGUGUAUUGUAUUAAUAUAGAAAUAUAUAACUAUAUGGAAAUAUAUAACGUAA